Molecule: messenger RNA, 1533 nt
Organism: Phaeodactylum tricornutum CCAP 1055/1
Lineage: Eukaryota; Bacillariophyta; Bacillariophyceae; Surirellales; Neidiaceae
Gene: MARK3
Exons: 5
Biological process (GO): intracellular signal transduction; protein phosphorylation
Cellular component (GO): cytoplasm
Molecular function (GO): ATP binding; protein serine/threonine kinase activity
Source: RefSeq, a predicted model, not a curated record
AUGGAUCAGGCUCCCGUACAAAUAGGCCAGUUUAUACUGGGCAAGAAUUUAGGAAUCGGUGCCUUUGGAAAGGUAAAAUUGGCAACACAUGCCGUAACCGGACACAAGGUAGCGGUGAAAAUCCUGAACAAGAACAAAAUCAAGCAGCUGGGUAUGGAGGAAAAAGUUCAUCGGGAAAUCAAUAUUCUGCAUUUGUGCACGCACCCACACAUUAUUCGCCUGUAUGAAGUUAUUGACACCCCAACUGAUAUAUUUCUUGUGAAUGAGUACGUCUCUGGCGGCGAGCUUUUUGACUACAUUGUUUCCAAAGGCCGAUUGUCCGCGGACGAGGCCCGUAAUUUCUUUCAUCAAAUUAUUUCUGGAGUGGAAUAUUGUCAUUUUCAAAAGAUUGUUCAUCGUGAUCUCAAGCCGGAGAACCUUCUCUUGGACGCCAAUCUGAAUAUCAAGAUUGCCGAUUUUGGAUUGUCGAAUCUCAUGAGAGACGGUGACUUCUUGCGUACGUCAUGUGGAUCCCCAAAUUACGCCGCACCAGAAGUUAUCAGUGGCCAUCUGUACGCCGGACCAGAAGUCGAUGUCUGGUCCUGUGGUGUCAUUCUUUACGCUCUUUUGUGUGGAUCUCUUCCGUUCGAUGAUGAAUCGAUUCCGAACUUGUUCAAAAAGAUCAAAAGUGGAAUGUACAGCUUACCAACACAUCUUUCCCAGUUGGCGAAGAACUUGAUUCCGCGCAUGUUGGAAGUUGAUCCAAUGAAAAGAAUUACUAUUGCCGAAAUUCGUUUGCAUCCGUGGUUCCAGCAUAAGCUUCCUCCUUAUUUGAGGCACCCUCCAGAGCUGAUGGAGAAGCAGGAGCGAAUCGUCGAUCAAGAAGUUAUUGAUGAAGUGAUGAAGCUACCGUUUCACAAGGCUUAUGGCAACACGAAAGGUCUUGCGAACGGUACUCUCAAUGAUUUGCGAUGCGCGUACGAGCUAAUCCUCGAUCACAAGCACACUCGUCUUCGCGUUAUGGAAGUCGCCCGCGCCAUUCAAGAGGCGGCGAGCGCGACGCCACCAGCGUUCUCCCCUGGAGGAUCUCGAGGGACAACUCCCGGUGGUCACUAUGGAACCGGCGGUAGUCGAUACGGAAAUACGGGUAUGAUUGCCCAACAUCAACACGGACGGCGAACUCGCCGAUGGUAUCUUGGUAUUCAAUCAAAGAAGGAUCCUGCACACGUCAUGACGGAAGUCUAUAAAGCGCUCAUGUCGCUUGGUUGUGAAUGGUUACAGCUAUCAUCCUACCGAAUCAAGUGCAAAUGGCGUCCAAAUACUGGAGGGAGCGGUUCGAGCUCUACAAUUCCUUUGGCUGGGGUAAUUGCUGGUGAAGAUGGGCAUAGUUUGCGUGUACCGAAUCUCUCAACCUCAGAAUAUUCAAUCAAAAUUGGUCUAACUCUCUACAAGGUGCAACAAAAUAUUUAUCUUCUCGAUUUUCAGAAAAUGACCGGCGACGCCUUUUCUUUCAUGACUCUGUGUGCGAAUAUCAUAACGGAGUUGAAGAGUCUG